Molecule: messenger RNA, 1311 nt
Organism: Lolium rigidum
Lineage: Eukaryota; Viridiplantae; Streptophyta; Magnoliopsida; Poales; Poaceae
Product: acetylserotonin O-methyltransferase 1-like
Exons: 2
Coding region: 103-1182 (359 amino acids)
Biological process (GO): methylation
Molecular function (GO): O-methyltransferase activity; S-adenosylmethionine-dependent methyltransferase activity; protein dimerization activity
Source: RefSeq, a predicted model, not a curated record
AUGGUCCUACCUUGUGCCUUUAAGACUACUGUUUGCAUAUAAAUAGACCAGCCAACAUGAUUCCAAUCCGCACACAACUGAAGAAAAACAAGCUCAACAAUAAUGGCGCCUACCCAAAACGAACCUAGCUCUCAGGAAUUGCUCCAGGCUCAAGUUGACCUUUGGCACCAUGCCUUGGGAUUUGUGAAGUCCAUGGCACUCAAAUGUGCAAUGGAACUGCAAAUUCCUAACACCAUCCAAGGCCAUGGUGGGUCUAUGACCCCUUUAGAGUUGGCCACAAAGAUUGGGCUCCAUCCGUGUAAGCUUCCCCGCUUACGACGACUAAUGCGUGUGCUCACCGUAUUAGGAAUUUUUGUUAUCCAUGAAGCAGCCUCAGCAGACAAGGAGGUUGUUUACGGGCUUACCCCAACCACACGCCUCCUUGUUAGUGAUGAAGUUAAAUCAAACUUAUUCCCCAUUCUGUCUUUGAUGCUUGAUUCAACUAUCAUUUCCCCUUUCCUUGGCAUGCACUCGUGGUUCCUUGAUGAAUGCUCUACAUCCCUGUUCAAAAAGGCUCAUGGCAUUACCUUUUGGGAGAUGGCUGGCCAGCAUGAAACUUACAACCAGUUAAUCAAUAACGCAAUGGUUUCUGAUAGUAAUUUUCUCAUGGAUAUCAUCUUGAGGGAGUGUGGUGAUGUAUUUCUUGGCAUAAACUCACUUAUUGACGUCGCUGGAGGCCAUGGUGGAGCUGCCAGGGCAAUUGCGAAGGCGUUCCCGCACAUGAAAUGCACUGUGUUGGAUCUCCCUCAUGUGGUUGCUGAAGCUCCUACUGAUGGCAAUGUGUCGUUUAUUUCUGGCGACAUGUUUAAGUACAUUCCACCAGCGAAUGCUCUUUUCCUAAAGUGGAUUUUUCAUGAUUGGGGUGAUGAAGACUCUGUGAAGAUAUUGAAAACGUGCAAGGAAGCUAUUCCUCCCAGAGAUGCUGGUGGGAAGGUGAUAAUCGUAGAUAUGGUGGUUGGAUCUGGGCCAAAUGAGAUUGUGACAAGAGAGACACAGGUUUUAUAUGAUCUCUUUAUCAUGUGCAUUGAGGGGAUCGAGCGAGAGGAAUUCAAGUGGAAAAAGAUAUUCAUGGAAGCUGGGUUCAGCGACUACAAGAUCAUGUCAGUUCUCGGUGUUAGAUCUGUUAUUGAGCUCUACCCUUGAACAAAAUGGAAAAUUAAGCGUGAAUUGGUAUUGUAUGUUCACAAACUAGCAUGAACAGCCGAUGUGCUUUCUUGUUGCAAGUCUGUGGCUUAGUGUGAUUAAUAGAUGUACUACCAUAUUGUUUUUUUU